AUGGCACCAGUAUCCUACGGUUCAGAAACGGUUGACGAUCCAAUGGUCAUCCGGAUUGCUUCUGUCGUCGGAGACAGGUACAGACGUACAAUGCUGGAACACAUCUCACAGGUCGUGGCCCGCCAUGUAGGCUUUACAUUUUGCUUCUUGCGGAGCCAUGACCAUGGCACCACCCAAGUCCCUGUGGGAGACGGGACCUGCACGCACCACAUAGAUGACCCCCACAUCACGUUCUACAUGGGCUUCAUGCCAGACAGGAAUGAGUUCACUCAUGAGGGCCAUGUAUUGGUGGAAUACAUCACCAUCAAUGGUGUCAAGAUGCUGAAGGGCAUCCCCGUCCAAGGGAAGUCCAUGCUACUCUGGGACAGGGAGACCCGCGAGUUGGCAAUUCUUUGA
Molecule: messenger RNA, 396 nt
Organism: Aspergillus glaucus CBS 516.65
Lineage: Eukaryota; Fungi; Ascomycota; Eurotiomycetes; Eurotiales; Aspergillaceae
Exons: 3
Coding region: 1-396 (131 amino acids)
Source: RefSeq, a predicted model, not a curated record